Molecule: messenger RNA, 1537 nt
Organism: Rhodamnia argentea
Lineage: Eukaryota; Viridiplantae; Streptophyta; Magnoliopsida; Myrtales; Myrtaceae
Product: KRR1 small subunit processome component homolog
Exons: 12
Coding region: 56-1216 (386 amino acids)
Cellular component (GO): small-subunit processome; nucleolus
Molecular function (GO): RNA binding
Source: RefSeq, a predicted model, not a curated record
AUUCAAAGAAGCAAUCUCUCUCUCUCUCUCUCUCUCUCUCUCUCUCUCUCUCAGAAUGGCGGCGGAGGAAGAGCAGCAGACGAAGAAGGGGAAGACGAAGGGGAAGCACGACAAGCCGAAGCCGUGGGACGAGGACCCGAACGUCGACCGCUGGAAGAUCGAGAAGUUCGAUCCGUCCUGGAACGAGGGGGGCAUGCUGGAGGUCAGCGCCUUCUCCACCCUCUUCCCUCAGUACCGCGAGAAGUACCUUCAAGAAGCUUGGCCCUUGGUCAAGUCCGCCCUCAAAGAGUACGGCGUCACCUGCGAGCUCAACCUCGUUGAAGGGUCGAUGACAGUUUCGACUACCAGGAAGACGAGGGACCCGUAUAUCAUCAUCAAAGCUAGAGACCUUAUCAAGCUCCUCUCUAGAAGUGUCCCCGCCCCUCAAGCCAUAAAAAUACUGGAUGAUGAGGUGCAAUGUGACAUUAUCAAAAUUGGCAACUUGGUCCGGAAAAAGGAGCGAUUUGUUAAACGGAGACAACAGCUUGUAGGCCCCAAUUCAUCCACUCUGAAGGCUCUUGAAAUUUUAACCAGCUGCUAUAUACUCGUACAGGGAAACACUGUUGCUGCCAUGGGGUCUUUUAAGGGAUUAAAACAAGUAAGGAGGAUUGUAGAAGACUGCAUCCAGAACAGAAUGCAUCCUGUGUACCACAUAGAGAUUCUCUUGAUGAAGAAGGAACUUGCAAAUAAUCCCGCAUUGGCUAAUGAAAAUUGGGAUAGGCUUCUUCCGAAGUUCAAGAAGAAGAAUGUCAAACAGAAGAAGGUUAAGAGUAAAGAGAAGAAACCGUAUACUCCAUUUCCUCCUCCUCAGCCACCUAGUAAGAUUGAUUUGCAACUGGAGAGUGGUGAAUAUUUCUUAAGCGACAACAAGAAGUUUGAAAAGCAAUGGCGAGAGAAGCAGGAGAAGCAAGCAGAAAAAACUGCUGAGAACAAAAGGAAAAGAGAAGCUGCAUUUAUUCCCCCCGAGGAACCAGUUAAGAAAAAUUCUACCCAAGUUGGAGGGGAUCAAACUGAUGUUGCUGCCAUUGCUGAGUCCCUUAAGAAAAAGGUGAAGGAUUUUGGCAAGCCAAAGUCCAUUGAGAGCAUAAACCCACAAACAUACAUUGCUUCAUCCGGAGAACAACCGUCAAGGAAAAAAUCCAAGCGGUCCAAGUCCGAGAAGUCGGAGAAUUUGUGAUGCAGAAGCUGACUUUUGACACUAGAAAGCACCGCAACUCUGCUCCAGCCGAAUCCGCUGAAACUUUUUGAGGAAUGUGGAGUUGUGGACCAGCUGACCGUGUUGCAUUGGAAUCUGAGUCAUUCCUUGGCAACGGUCCUGAAGCCAAUUUCGGAGAGUUUCGCUCCAUCCUCGAGCAGUUUGUAUUUUGUAUUAACAAUUUAUUGAGAAACUUAAUGCCUAUUGAGCAUUCCUUUGCCCGUUGUUCUUGUGAGGCCAUGUCGUUCAGCUAAACCCUUGCUCUGACAACUCUUUAAAUGUAGCUUGUUAGAACUUAGGUUA